Carassius gibelio (silver crucian carp) is the source of this 1022-nucleotide messenger RNA. Its product is annotated as apolipoprotein D-like. The transcript has 5 exons. Bases 115 to 672 code for a protein of 185 amino acids. The record is from RefSeq and is a predicted model, not a curated record. Gene Ontology annotation, biological process: lipid transport; tissue regeneration; brain development. Gene Ontology annotation, molecular function: lipid binding. Lineage: Eukaryota; Metazoa; Chordata; Actinopteri; Cypriniformes; Cyprinidae.
AUGACAUGUCUCUUCAGUCACAUGAUCCCAGAGGAGAAUAAUUCAAAUAAAUAGUCUGAGCUCCACAGUCCCUCUCGUAUUCAGCAAGACUUUUAAGAGGGCUAAACAAGUAAAAUGAAGUCCUUGCUGGUUGCUCUGGCCCUCUUUCUGCCCAUCAUAAAUGCCCAGGUGCCACACUGGGGGCCGUGCCCAGAGCCUGCUACUCAACCUGCCUUCAACCUAAAGAAGUUUAUGGGUAGGUGGUUUGAGAUCGCUAAACUUCCUGCACAGUUUGAGCGAGGGAGAUGCAUUGAGACUAACUUCACUCUCAAGCUGGAUGGAACGGCUCAUGUAGCGAGCUCGGAAAUUCUAAAAGGAGAGUUAAAAACAAUUUCUGGGACAGCUGUGGUGGAAGAUAAAAGAAAUCCAGCGAAGCUUGGAAUCAGUUUCUCUUAUGUUUUGCCCUACACUCCAUACUGGAUUUUGUCCACUGACUAUGAGAACUCAGCGCUGGUGUAUUCAUGCACUGAUGUCUUGAGACUGUUCCACGUGGACUUCGCUUGGAUUCUGGGCCGCACCCGAUCCCUGCCUGCUGCCACCAUCGACCACGGAAAAGAGGUUUUUACCAACAACAACAUCGAUGUGAGUCGGAUGAUACUAAGCAGACAGCAGGGAUGUGACAAAGACCUUUGAAUGACUGGAAAAUCCUGUUUUGUGUUGAACACAGUGUGGACUACAGAAAUAGUAUACUAUUCCUUAAAAAAAUACUGCUCGGUUUAUAAACAUUCUUAUUUAAUUAAACGGCCAUGGAGUCUUGAACUUAUUACAUUAUUUUUCCAAGUAUGUUAACCAGAAAUGUAAUCCAUCUUCUUUGGGAGUUCUUGUACAGAAUUGGAAGCACAGGUUUCCAAUUGAUCAAAAUAAAUUAAGAGCACUAACCAAAACCAUGUGAACUUGGUUGGCUUCAUUCUCAGUGACCGACUGUUGUACAUUUAGCACCUCCUUGUGUUCAUAAAGAAAUAAAAAACAUAAACAUGAAAUAA